CCCCUUAACUACAGCCUGUCAAAAGUUGUGACUUGCGGCGUUCCGGACUCCACCGUUCUACCUAUCCCGAGUCCCGAGACUAAAGUCUGAUCACCGGACCACAACCACUUCAAAGCCGCCACUCUACACUAUUUCUCCCUGUGGCUUUAGUCCUUUCCUCCUCACAAACUUGUGAUUAACCUUCAAACAACCACUAUUCAACAGAUACCCCGCGGUUCUUGACUGGAGUCGCAUUACCACGUCGGUCAACACUGCUCGAACCCCCCACUUCCGUCCCACACUUUCGAGCCAUGUCGACCCUGAAGCCUCGCCUGCACAUCGAUAACAUUAGUCCCCAUGUUCGGUCUGCCCAAUACGCCGUGAGAGGAGAGCUCGCUACCCUCUCCGAGGAGUAUCGUGCCAGACUGGCCAAGGGUGACACCGACCUGCCCUUUGACCAGGUCAUCUCCGCAAACAUCGGCAACCCGCAGCAGCUCGACCAGAAGCCCCUCACCUUCAUCCGUCAGGUUCUUAGUCUGGUGGAAAACCCGAAGUUGCUGGAUCAUGAAGAUGUCCUCCUCAACCAGCUCGACUACAAGACCGACGUCAUUGAGCGGGCAAAGUGGCUAUUGAGCAAGGUGGGGUCAGUGGGUGCCUACAGCGCCAGUGCCGGCGUUCCCGCCAUCAAAGAGAGCAUCGCGAAGUUCAUCGAGAGGAGAGAUGGCUUUCCGGCAGACCCAUCCAAGAUCUACCUCUCAGGAGGUGCGUCCUCCGGCGUGAACACCCUCCUCCACGUCAUCUGCGCCGGCCCGGACACCGGUGUCCUCGUUCCCAUCCCCCAGUAUCCCCUCUACACCGCUUCCCUCUCUAUCCUCAACGCUCGAUGCGUGCCCUACAACCUCGACGAAGAAUCGGGUUGGAGCACCGACCUCGAGAUUAUCCGUGCCUCCCACGACAAGGCCGUCGCCGAGGGGACCGACGUUCGUGCCCUUGUCAUCAUCAACCCGGGCAAUCCCACCGGCGCCUCCUUGCCCGAGGACAACAUCCGCGCCAUCCUCGCGUUUGCCGCAGAAAAGAACCUCGUCGUCCUCGCCGACGAGGUCUAUCAGACCAACGUCUUCGAGGGCCGCUUCCACUCGUUCAAGCGCGUCCUCCGCCUGCUGCAGCAGGAGAACCCGAACAAGUACGACCACGUCGAGCUCGCCUCCCUCCACUCCGUGUCCAAGGGCAUGAUCGGCGAGUGCGGCCACCGCGGCGGCUACUUCGAGCUCGUCGGCUUCCACCCGGAGGUCGAGGCCAACAUCUACAAGUUCGUCAGCAUCACCCUCUGCGCCCCCGUCGUCGGCCAGUGCGUCGUCGAGCUCAUGGUCAACCCCCCGCAACCGGGCGACCCGUCCUACGAGCAGUACAACGCCGAGUAUAGCGCCAUCUUCCAGGGCCUCAAGGAGCGCGCCGACGCCCUCCACGCCGCCUUCUCCCGCAUGGAGGGCGUCGAGUGCGGGCCCCCGCAGGGCAGCAUGUACCUGUUUCCCACCAUCCGCCUGCCUCCGCGUGCCGCCGAGGCCGCCGCCGCCGAGGGCCGCUCCCCCGACGAGUACUACUGCAUACGCCUCCUCAAGGCCACGGGCAUUUGCGUCGUCCCGGGAAGCGGGUUCGGGCAGAAAAAGGACACGCUGCACUUCCGAACCACCUUCCUGGCCCCCGGCACCGACUGGGUGGGCCGCAUCGUCGAUUUCCACAAGAAGUUCAUGGACGAGCAUCGGUGA
This is a messenger RNA of Sodiomyces alkalinus F11, 1745 nucleotides long. Its product is annotated as alanine aminotransferase. Lineage: Eukaryota; Fungi; Ascomycota; Sordariomycetes; Glomerellales; Plectosphaerellaceae. Gene Ontology annotation, molecular function: pyridoxal phosphate binding; L-alanine:2-oxoglutarate transaminase activity. The transcript has 2 exons. The record is from RefSeq and is a predicted model, not a curated record. Gene Ontology annotation, biological process: biosynthetic process. The coding region runs from base 291 to 1745 and encodes 484 amino acids.